AUGAUCAGUACGGGCGACCUUGAGGAGUUAUCUAGGAUGUACUGCGCUCAGUGCGAGCAAACGCUUCAUCCGGGUGGUUGUGUACGUGCAGGUGUCUGUUCUAAGAGUCCAGAAGUGGCUGCCAUCCAGGACGCCAUGAUUUACGGUGCUACGCUGUUGGGUGGCUUUCAGCUUGAGGAGGACCACGUUCUUAUUCUGCAGAGCAUAUUUGCUACUCUUACUAAUGUCAACUUUAGCGCAGUGGACCUUCGUACGCGAUUCCUUGGCCCUACCGUGUCCCGUUUGGAAGCUCUUUCCAAGGAGAGUCCUUCUCAGGCUAUGCUGGAUUAUCUAGCACUUGCCAAGCGUAUCCUUACAGAGUCUACGGACAGCUGGAUCAAGGCCUGCCGCUCUACUCUGGCUCCGGAUUUUCUCACUCGUAAGUAUGGCCCUACAUCUGCCGGGCUUCGUUAUCUCACUCUUCUAGGGAUGAAAGGGCUUUGCGCCUAUGCUGAGCAUUGCUACAAGCUCCUUUCCUUCAACAAAGCCCCUCUUACGGAGCUUCACGAUGCAAUGAGGUCUGCACUUACCGACCUCCAUGGGGCGCUUUUGGACGACGAUCUUACCACCCAGGACCUUCUGUCGCAUGCCCUUGGGAUCGGAAAGGCCAAUCUCUCUGUCACUGCCCUUUUGGACAGACUCCACGCAGAUACGCUGGGCGUGCCUACCCUCUGCUCGGUCCCAGUGCGCAUGUGCCCAGGCAAGUGUGUCCUCAUCACAGGGCAUGACAUGGUAGACAUGCUUCUUCUCCUUACUGCGGCUCAAGAGAAAGGAGUCAAUGUCUACACGCACGGGGAGAUGUUCCCAGCAUACACAUAUCCUCGCCUUCGUAGUUUCUCUUGCUUUAAAGGUCACUUUGGCACUGCCUGGCAGAAUCAGCAGAAGGAGUUUCCGCUCUUCCCGGGCCCAAUCGUUUUUACAUCGAACUGCCUCAAGCCACCUCUCCCAAGUUAUCGUGACCGCGUGUUUGUCAUGGAUUGCGUAGGCUUUGAUGGUGUCAAGACUGUCAACAACCUUGAUUUCAGUGAAGUGAUAGACUGCGCAUUGAACAAUACAGGCUUUGAGAAUGAAAAACACUGCAGAUCUGUGGAAGAGAUGAUCACCACGACGGGUCUAGAGGCAGAGGGCUUCCGUGCAAGCGAGAUACGUGGUGCUGGGUUCAACCACAGAGUUCUAAAGCAGCCUGACAUCCUUACCAACGUGGUCAAUUUGAUCAAAACAGGACAAAUUACGUGUAUACAGUUCAACGGUGGAUGUGAUGGGGCCUCGAAAGAUCGUAGUGUUUUUUCGAAGAAGGCUCUUCAGGCGGAUCAAAAGACGCUCAUCCUCACCAACUCGUGUGGCCGCUUCCGCCUCAACCGCCUUCAAGACUAUGGAGAGAUCAAUGGCAUUCCGCGCUUACUUGAUACAGGCCAGUGCAACGAUUUCUAUUCUCUGGCACAGAUUCUGAUUGACCUCUCAAAAGCCCUGGGAUGUAGCCUGAAUGAGCUCCCUCUCCAGAUCUAUGUUUCCUGGUUUGAGCAGAAGGCAAUUGUUCAAUUUCUCACGUUUUUGCACCUUGGUGUUAAAAAUAUCAAGUUGGGCCCCUCUCUUCCUCUCUUCCUCACAGACGAGAUUCUGCAAUUCCUAGAGGCAAACUACGGGGUUACAAAGAUAACGGCUGCCUGA
This is a messenger RNA of Giardia duodenalis, 1707 nucleotides long. Its product is annotated as Hybrid cluster protein. The coding region runs from base 1 to 1707 and encodes 568 amino acids. Gene Ontology annotation, cellular component: cytoplasm. Gene Ontology annotation, biological process: response to hydrogen peroxide. The transcript has a single exon. NCBI's taxonomy places the organism in Eukaryota, Fornicata, Diplomonadida, Hexamitidae. The record is from RefSeq and is a predicted model, not a curated record. Gene Ontology annotation, molecular function: hydroxylamine reductase activity; iron-sulfur cluster binding; peroxidase activity.